GUUUGUUACUCUUCUAACACCUUAUAUAGAAUGAACAAGUUAAACAAAAUAAUCAUCAGGAGGUUAUUAGCAUAACUAUUAAGAGAACUAAAAGGAUCGAAAAUUUUACAAAAAUCAAAGCAAAUCGCCAGAAAUGGGAAAUCAAGUGAGUUAUGAUCAAGCUGAUACAAUAUUGGUGGAGCCAUGGGGAGGUGGUACUGGUGGAUCACAAUGGAAUUACAAGUUUAAAAGUCCAAUUAAAGAAAUAUUAAUAGGGCAUGGAGAUAUUAUAGACUCCAUCAUGUUUAGAACUGUUAAUGAACAAGGUACCAUUGACUCACCAAGGUUUGGUGGCAGUGGAGGUCGAAAAGUCAAGGUUAUUAUUGAAGCGGCUCCAUUGGAAUAUUUGACAGGAAUCAAGGGGACAUUUGGAAAUUAUGGUGGCCAUUUGGUUAUAAGAUCUCUAAAUUUUAUAACAAAUGCAAAAAAAUAUGGACCAUUUGGGACUGAGUCUGGUGGAAACCCAUUCUCACUUGUGAUGAAAGAAGGUGGAGCCAUUGUUGGAUUCCAUGGUCGUGCUGGGGUGUACCUUGAUGCUAUUGGUGUUUAUUUGCAGAAACUUACUCCUCCCACUUCACCAAAUGAACCUGCAAAAAAGAUUGAGCCAAAUGAACCUGAAAAAAAGAUUGAGCCAAAUGAACCUAUGGUUGAAAUUGAAAUCCAUGACAAAAUGGAAGUGAUGAAGACUAUUGUGCCACGUAGUGCUGGACCUUGGGGUGGAUAUAGUGGAAAAGGCUGGGAUGAUGGAGUAUUUUGUACUAUCAAACAAGUGCAAGUGCAUAUGAAUUUAUAUAGCUCAGCUAUAUCAGGAAUUCAAAUUGAGUAUGAAAAGGAAUUAGACAAAACAUCAUUUUGGUCACAACUUCAUGGUGGUGUUGGAGCUGGGACUGACACAAUUAGAAAGAUAAUCAUUGAUGGUAAAAAUGAGUUCUUGAUUGGAAUUGAAGGUUUUUAUAGUCCAGUGAACGACAAUGGGGGCCUAGAUGCAAUAAGACAAAUUGCAUUUUAUACAAAUAAGGGAAAAUAUGGACCUUAUGGAGCUGAAAUUGGAACUUAUUUUAGCUCUUCAGCAGCUAGAGGAAAAAUUACAGGAUUUCAUGGGAGAAGUGGUGUAUAUUUGAAUGCUAUUGGUGUGCACAUGGAAUAUUUCUAAUUUCUCGUCAUGUUAGAUUUUCAAUUAUGUGGAACAUAAGAGCCAUGAUGAGAAAUGGAGACUAUAUACUACACGAUUCAAGUGUAGAUGUUAACAAUUGUAAUAUUUCUUGUUGUCAAUAAAAUGAUACUACUAAUUAUUAGAGCAA
Lycium ferocissimum is the source of this 1340-nucleotide messenger RNA. RefSeq names its product agglutinin-like. Bases 134 to 1192 code for a protein of 352 amino acids. Lineage: Eukaryota; Viridiplantae; Streptophyta; Magnoliopsida; Solanales; Solanaceae. Gene Ontology annotation, molecular function: carbohydrate binding. The transcript is spliced from 5 exons. The record is from RefSeq and is a predicted model, not a curated record.